Messenger RNA from Closterium sp. NIES-67, 2944 nucleotides. Lineage: Eukaryota; Viridiplantae; Streptophyta; Zygnematophyceae; Desmidiales; Closteriaceae. The record is from the annotation of a GenBank genome assembly.
UGACCCAAAUUGCAGAAAUUUUGUUUCAAGUUUAUUAAUCUUGAAACUGCCCUUCUGGUAACCCAGUUCCGCAAAACGAGAGGGAAAACUAAGAUCGCGCACCAAAAAGACGGGAAACAUGUGAUAGGCGUGCGCCACCCCCAGCCAAUUCCGCCCCUGCCCCCGAUACACCAGGCUCACUCCCCUUCACUACGUCUGCUCCAUCUCCGAACUCCCCUGAAAGGCAGACAAAUUGUUGCCAGUGUUGCCUUUGGCAGUGUAGCGCGAUGGUGGUGAGGUGUUUUUGUUGCUAUCCUGCGUGAAUUAUGUGGCAGUAUAGACGAUCUGUAGUUGACACAACAUUUUUUUAGUCCUCUUAGCGUUCUGGAGGUGAAUUGGUACAAUCUAGUUGUUGCAGGCAGUCACCUCUGCUGUGUGUGUUGUGAAUUGCCAUUGCUGCACCACCGUGCUUGCGCCGGCGUAUAUCCAUCCUCGUCGAUUGCUCGCCGUCGUCGCGCUGCUCGCUGUUCGGUGCGUCUCUGUGUGUGUGUCCACGAGCGCGCUCACCGGCGAGGCGAUGGAGUCGUUGCAUGCGCACGUGACCGCUACCGAGACGGACAUGCUGGCCAGCGUUGUGGCUCCGGCUCCUCUCACCCCGCCUCCACUAUCAGCUCCCACAGCCGCGAAGUGGCAGCUGCCGGCACCGUUGCUCCGUUGCGGAUAUCUCAAUCGCUAUCGUCCAUGGGCAAGGGUGUGGGAGCGAACAUGGCACCGCCGCUACUUUGUGGUGGCGGGCGACCUGUUGAUGGCGUGGGAGUCGGAGCGGGACACGGAGCAUCGCCCCGAGGAGGCCGUGCUGCUGCACUCGUGCGUAGUGGCGCUCGAGGGCGCCAAGCCCGAUGGCUUCAGCGCCACCAAUUUCUUCAUCUUCCGCCUUGAGGACUCUCAGGGCAACAUGCUGCUCCGAUUGAGCUCCAGAGACGAAGCAGAGGUUCACAACUGGAUGCUUGCUUUGCAGUCUGCAGGGUGCUGUGCGCCCACGUCGUCGUGCACCGCGCCGCACCCGCAUCACCACCACGCCACAGCCGUUACAAAGGGAAUGGCGGGGCAGUUGAGGGCAGAGGAGGUGGGGGAGGCGUCAGAGGCGUCGGGGGGCGAGGUGACGAGCAGCAGCACGUCCGUUGAGCGCGCUGACAGCUUUGCUGCUUCGCUGCGCCGCGGCCUGCUGCACGGCGCUCCGCAUGGCAGGGAGGGCGCAUGGUCCGCGGGGGUGGGCGAGGUUUGGUUGCAGCAGGGGGCGGUGGGCGGCGGCAGCCACAGUGAAGGGGAGGGUGUGCGCAGGAGGAAGGGCAGGGACGAGGGGGAGAGCAGGAGCUCGUGCGGGCAUGAGCAUGAGCAUGGGCGUGGGGGGGUAGGGGAGGAGGGUGAGCGGCGAGUAAGAAAAGCUGGAGAGCGAAGGGGGGUGCCAUGGGUGUGCGCACCGGCGCACAAGCACGUGAGGGAGAGUCCUCUGAGCUCUGUGGCCAUCUUCCAGCAGAGCCACGCGGGUCUGUUCAACCUGUGCAUCGUGCUGCUGGUGGCGGUGAACAGCCGCCUCAUCAUCGAGAACCUCAUGAAGUACGGCAUCCUGGCUCGCUCCAGCUUCUGGCUCUCCAGCAGCUCGCUGCGCGAGUGGCCUCUGCUCAUGUGCGGGCUGAGUCUGGCAGCGUUUCCCCUGGUGGCGCUGUGCAUUGAGAAGCUGCGCGCACACGGCUACAUCACUGAACAGGUCACGGUGUUUCUGCACAUUGUCAACAUUGCAGGAGAGUUCUUCUACCCAGCUAUUGUCAUAAACAGGGUGCAUUCUCAGCCCUUAGGUGGCUUCUUGCUGAUAUUCGUGGCGGUGACGGUGUUCAUGAAGCUCAUCUCGUACGCGCACACACUGCAUGACGUGCGCAAGAAGCUGUCCGAAGGCCAUCACCUGCUGCAUGCAGCAGGGGCGCCAGUGGUGCAGUAUCCUUUCAACCUCACAGUGGGCAACCUCUGCUACUUCAUGGCGGCGCCCACCCUCUGCUACCAGCUGGGGUAUCCUCGAGCGCCGCAUGUGCGCAAGGGCUGGCUGCUGCAGCAGGUGCUGAAGCUGCUGGCGUUCACAGGCCUUGUGCUCUUCAUCAUUGAGCAGUACAUCAACCCCAUAAUCAAGAACAGCCAGCACCCCCUCAAGGGCCACUCCCUGUACAGCAUAGAACGCGUGCUGAAGCUCUCCAUCCCCACUCUCUACGUGUGGCUCGGCAUAUUCUUCUGCUUCUUCCACCUCUGGCUGAAUAUCCUGGGCGAGUUGCUGUGCUUUGGGGACAGGGAGUUCUACCGCGACUGGUGGAACGCCAGGACCAUUGAGGAGUACUGGAAGCUGUGGAACAUGCCUGUGCACCGCUGGAUGGUGCGCCACAUCUACUUCCCCUGCCUCUCCAUUGGCCUCACCAAGCCGCUGGCAGUGUUUGUGGUGUUCUUCCUCUCGGCUGUCUUCCACGAGGUGCUCAUUGGGAUCCCCUGCCACAUGUUCCGCCUCUGGGCGUUCCUUGGCAUGAUCUUUCAGAUACCACUGGUCUGGAUCACCAACUACCUCUACCAGAAGUUUCAAAAUCCAAUGGUGGGCAACAUGCUCUUCUGGUUUUUCUUCUGCAUUGUGGGCCAGCCUGCUUGCGUGCUGCUCUACUACCACGAUGUGCAAGUCAAUUCACAGCAGCAGCUGCACCAAGCCCUCACAUCCACUCACUAGCUUGCUAAUCUCGUGCUCCUGUGGCUUAAGGAUGGUUGCUGCACACCCAUAAGCACCCUCAUUUCUCAGCCCAAGAGUUUUGCGGAGGGUGGCAUACAAUGAACAAGACUGGUUUAUCGUGUUGGCUAUGACUGGUGCCAUAAAUUCGUGUAUAUAUGUCAUUUUUGUACAUACCGUAUUAGCCCGGAUAGAAGAGUCAUGGGUCUU